AAUCCUGUUGCCGGCUAAUGACAGUGUUUUGGAAACCCUCAUUAAUGUAUUUUCUGUUUGGAGUGAUUUGGGGAUCGGACUUGAGAGGCGAAAUUUAUGUCCAUUUUAAUUUUACGUUAGUUACCGCCCGACAGUCGGUUCCAGUGAAUCAUAGGACGGAAGGAUUUGCUUUAUGGCGGAUUUGGUCAUCAAUUAACGGCACGUUAAUUUUCCAGAAGCCGGCAUGUUUUGAAGCUUCCGUCCCGUUUCAUUAGGCCUGUCCUUUUUAAGGAGGAAAAUAGCUUGGCUUUGAACAAAGGCAGUGGAGAAACCAUGGGUGGGCUGAGGCUGAGGCUCUUGUUCAAGCUUAGAAACUCUGAGAGAUUUGCAGGAGCAUACGAUCAGGAAGAUGACUGUCAAUCCAAAUCCAAAUGUAAAUCUCCGGUUGCUCCUUAUUUCCGCAGAGAUGAAGAAGAGGAAGUUGAGAAUGGGAGGGCUGAGAAGUUCUGCCUGUCGCCUGUAAAUCCUAAGAGGCUGGACAUCAGCUAUCCUUCUCCUGUGAAGAUUAAUUCAAAUGUAGCGGAGAAGGAUAAGGAUGAGGCAAAAGCCGCUGGAGAAACGGCUUUUAAGCGGCAUCUGGCAAAGGCCACGGUCGUAUCAAUGGGGUGCGGCUGCAGAGCCCUGGCCAGAACAGGGCGGCGAAGAAAAAAUGGUGUGAAGAAAGAGCAGAAGAAGAAGGAGAAGGAGAAGGAAAAGGGGGAGGAGGAGAAGAUUGUUGAGAAAGAAGAGGGCGAGGACGCUACUGCUGCUAAUAAAUAUCGAUGGGAAGAGGAAGAGAAAUGGCAUGUUAUUGCCAAGGUGAAGGAUGAAAUUGUUCAGAAGAAGGUCGUUCUCAGGCGGAGAAAUGAAGAGAAAUGUCCGCCUGGCUCGCCUGUUCCGUCUCCUGAGACGGUUUCUGUGCAUUCUUGCUUUGCCAGAAGGAAAAAUAAGAAUGUGCAGAGGAAGAAGAAAACGAAAACAAAGAAGAAAAUUGUAGCAAAGGAUGCAGCUGCUGCGCCUGGUUGUAAUUACAGGCUGAGCACCUCCUCGGCGGACACUGCGGUGGAGGCGACUGCAUAUUCUUGGGACAAUGAUCAUGGCUCCUUCGUCAGCGACGGCAACGACACAUUAUUUUCUGCCUCGGAUUACUGUAAGAGCUUGUCUUCUGAAUCAAGCUUUGAGUUCUACGAGUCUAGGUCGCCGCAUCUGUCGACCAUCACCGAGUCGCCGGCGAGAAACAAUUCUCGGCGCAGCGUCCGCCGUAGCGUCACGCGCAGGAGCAGGUUUUCUUCGUGCAGCCUUUCGCCGGCAAAUGUUUCUCCUCGUGAUGAAACAUGCGAAGAAUUUGCUGAUAAGUUGCCGCUUCUUUCAUCGCCGGAUUCGGGGAAAUUGUUCGAGGUCGAUGAUGACUACCACAGCCCUAAGCAAAGCCUGCUGUCUUCUCGCCUGAGCAGCGACGUGGACGACACAGAUCUUGAAGCAAAUGCCAAAACGUGGAGAGAUACGGGGUUUCCUCUGCGGCGGGAUGAUAUCAGGACCGUCAUUUACAAAUCCUCAGAGCUUCGCUACAGUCCGAAUUGCUUGCCUUUUCCUAUCGUUACCUGCGGCCGAGAAAUGAACGGCAGAAGGAAAAGUAGCGCAAAAUCGAAAAAUCCAACAAAUUCUUCUGCAAAGCCUUCAUAUUCUGCUCUGCCAAGCAAGAAAGGCGAUGGCGGUUUAGGUUCUGAGAGAAAAUGCCAGACCAGGAGGAAGUCGAGCAAAGCUACGAGUUUGACCGACAAACGCGAGAGCAAUAAUGGCAGCAGGCCCAGAGUUCAAGCCCCGGCGCCGCCGGCGCCCGAGAGUAACAACGGCGGAAAAGUCGGCGAAAGCGUGGCGGUCGUGAAAAGCUCGCAAGAUCCAUACCAGGACUUCAGGACUUCCAUGCUGGAAAUGAUCGUGGAGAAGCAGAUUUUUCAGCCUAAUGAUCUCGAGCAGCUUCUGCAGUGUUUUCUCUCGCUCAAUUCACACCAUCACCACGAAAUUAUCGUGCAGGUUUUCACAGAAAUCUGGGGAAACAUCUUCAAUGGCACCAGAAAUCCCUCCACUCCUGUCGCAUUUUUCCAAAACAAUGUCGUCUGAGACGACUGCAUCAGAUGUAAAAUUUUAAUUUUUUUUUAAUUAGUUAUGAAGAAUUUGGAUAUUAAUUGCUGCA
Molecule: messenger RNA, 2212 nt
Organism: Cryptomeria japonica (Japanese cedar)
Lineage: Eukaryota; Viridiplantae; Streptophyta; Pinopsida; Cupressales; Cupressaceae
Exons: 1
Coding region: 313-2139 (608 amino acids)
Biological process (GO): negative regulation of DNA-templated transcription
Source: RefSeq, a predicted model, not a curated record